This is a messenger RNA of Propithecus coquereli (Coquerel's sifaka), 845 nucleotides long. RefSeq names its product FGFR1OP N-terminal like (gene CEP20). Gene Ontology annotation, biological process: cilium assembly; microtubule anchoring. The coding region runs from base 53 to 487 and encodes 144 amino acids. The transcript has 5 exons. Gene Ontology annotation, cellular component: ciliary basal body; motile cilium; centrosome. Gene Ontology annotation, molecular function: protein binding. The record is from RefSeq and is a predicted model, not a curated record. Lineage: Eukaryota; Metazoa; Chordata; Mammalia; Primates; Indriidae.
GCGGAGCUGAGCAUGCGCAGGGUCGAGGCGCGCCGCGGGCGGCCGUUGAAAAAUGGCGAAUGUCACCGAGCUGAAGGCCGUUUUAAAGGAUACCUUGGAAAAAAAGGGAGUAUUAGGGCAUUUAAGAGCAAGGAUCCGAGCUGAAGUUUUCAAUGCCCUAGAUGAUGACCGUGAACCGCGACCAUCAUUGUCUCAUGAAAACCUUCUCAUUAAUGAAUUAAUUCGGGAGUAUUUGGAAUUCAACAAAUAUAAGUAUACAGCAUCCGUCCUCAUAGCAGAAUCUGGGCAACCUGUAGUUCCAUUGGACAGACAAUUUCUCAUUCGUGAACUAAAUGCAUUUGAAGAAUCAAAGGAUAAUACAAUACCUCUUUUAUAUGGAAUUUUAGCUCAUUUCUUGCAUGGAGCUAAGGAUGGCAUCCAGAAUGCAUUUCUGAAAGGGCCUUCACUUCAGCCUCCAAACCCAAAUCUUGGCAAACAACCGAGUUGAAGAAACCAAGUGGAUGAUCACCUAAGAAAGGAGGAGGGGAAAAAUACUAAUAGUGAAGAUGUGCGUAUUUCUCAAGCAGUAAAGAAAUGACACUUCCAUUUGGGAUAUCUUAUGUUAAAACUGUGUGUACUAAAUAACUUAUUGUCCCAAUGUUACCAAAAUACGCCACUAAUAUUUGUACUUUGUAGAGUUUCUGCAAAACACUUAGCCCCUUGUGUUUGAUUGCAUUUGUGAAUAAAAGCUAACUGUCAUCAAGCUUAUUGGAUUUGACUCGAAAGAAAAUGAAUUGUUUUUAGGAAGUAUUUUAAAGGUCCUUACAUUUGUGAGACGUGAAAGGGCUUUUUAGUACCCUGUACAU